UCGGCGUUGCUGUGUGCAGGUAAAGAGAACCAAGCAACACAAACGAGGUAACGUACAGUAUUUGUCCUACCUUACGAGACAACGAAACGCUAUGGCCAAACACUGUUCUGUUGACGAGCAACACGUUUAUGUCACACGAACGAAGAAUUGAACCCACGAGUGGCAAAAUAAAAGCGUGCAACACCUUGGAAAGAAAAUAUCGCGUCAACGUUUGGUUGGGGGCACUUUUUUUUUUUUUUUUACAAGGCACUUCGACAGCUGCGUGUUUUCAAACAAGCCAUAACAAAGAAUGAAAUCCUUCAAACGAGUUCUGGAAGAGGAGCGGAUGCGAGCGCAGGAGCUGUCAGCCAUGUCUGACAGUGACCCCUUUGAGGAUGACAGCUCCACCCUUGACCUGUCUGGAGGGGGUGGGGGCUCGGGCAAGAGGCGUCGCCGUGGCAACCUGCCCAAGGUGGCGGUGCAGGUGCUGCGGAGCUGGCUGUACGAGCACCGCUUCAACGCCUACCCCUCAGAGCAGGAGAAACUCAGCUUGUCAGAUCAGACCAGCCUUUCUGUGCUGCAGAUAUGCAACUGGUUCAUCAAUGCCCGCCGCCGCCUCCUCCCCGACCUUCUCCGCAAGGAUGGCAAAGACCCCACCCAGUUCACCAUCUCCAGGCGGGCGGGGAAGGGCGAGGGCAGCCCAACCACUGGAGGAUUCGGCAGUUCCCCUGAAAGCCCAAACUCAGUCCACUCUCCAGCCCUGCCCCCUCUCAGGCCCUCUGUCAUCCGACCAGCCCCCACACUGGACCUCAGCCUCCUGGGAAAUACUGCCACUGCCAUCCUUUUGGGGGCUGGCUACGCCAGCCAAGAGGGCUACUGUGUCCAGGCCCUGAUGCAGCUGGACAUGCAGAGUCUCCUGAGGAGGGAGGCCGAGGAGAAUGGCUCCAAGGUUAUCAGCGCCAGCCCCACUGGCGGGCUAUUCAACACGCCGCCCCCCACGCCUCCGGAGCUGUGCCCCUGCCAGGAUUUCAGUGACCUGAGGUUGCUGGUGGAUGCAGCUCUCCAGAGGGCCGCCGAGCACGAGAGUCAGAGUCUGCUCCCAGAGUACCAGAGCAGGGCCACUGCAGAAGCGACGGGUGGCUGUAGUCACAGCAGCAGUGCUAUGGGUCCGACCACUCCACCAGCGCAGAGCCAAGCUACGUUUGACUCGCCCAGAGAGCAGAGUCCUGCGAACAAGGCGGUGGUGUCCCCAGAUUCAGUCCUAAUCCAUGUCCCAGUCUGUUCUGCACCUAAACUUGCCAUGGCCUCUGUACCGGCUCCAAAUGUGCCUCCCCGCCAAGCCCAAAUGCCAGUCAUGGUGCCAGUUUCAACCCCCUUUCCAACCGUUGUCCCAGCUUCAACUCCAAUCUCAACCAAACCCCUUCUCCCAAUCCCCGGUGCAAACCUUUGCCCAACCUCAGUCCCAGCUCCAAGCUCUACCCAGGUCCCAACCCUAACCUCUGUCCUAACCCCGGCCCAACCUUUAGCCCCAGCACCACCAGCCCUCAACCCAUUCCUGGGCCUGGCCUCCCUCCAGCCCUUGUCCUCCUCCAUCCCCAACAGCAGUGUCCAGAGGGCCCAGUCGGUGCCCAGUGUUUGGAGUGUGGUCCACAGUGAUGUUACAGUCCGACAGCCUGUCCCCGUGGCUCAGACUCCCAUGGCCGCCGUGUGGGGGCCACAGCACACCUUGCGCACUGUCAGUGAAACCGUCAACUAGAGCCACGGCCACUCCCUUGUCUGUGUGUAUGUGAGGGAGCCCCGUAUCCCUACUCAGACUGCCCCUACCUGUGUGUACGUUCCCUUCAUCGACCCCUCUGACACUAUGCUCUGCAGUUUGGAUAUGGCAGAACUCAUGCAUACGGUUCAGACGCUGGGAAGGAUACGAGGGGUGGAAAGACAAUUGUUUUUAAAGAUUGCCCCUACCUGUGUGUACGUUCCCUUCAUCGGCCCCUCUGACACUAUGCUCUGCAGUUUGGAUAUGGCAGAACUCAUGCAUACGGUUCAUACAUCAGACGCUGGGAAGGAUAUGAGGGAUGGAAAGACAAUUGUUUUUAAAGAUGGUGCUUUUUUAAGCGUUUUUAUCAGGACUUAUCCAAUGCAGACUGUUGCUGGGUGGAACCUUUCAAUGUGGUUUUUCAAUCAACAUUUCAGAUAUAGGUUCAACGUUGCGACGGUUGACAUAAGAACGACGACACCAAGUUCCAUGAUGUAGUUUUUAACUCCCUUUUCCACUAUCUCAACUAUUUCCAAAAGGGGUCAAGGAGGAUAUUUCCUUCCCCUGUGAUGUUUUUUUAUUUUUUUAAACAGUGAAGUUGCACCAGUAGAGCUAGGCUUCUCUGUAGCAAUACUGGACUUGAAUGUAUUAAGGUUACUUUUAUCUCUGGCAGUCUAGCCUGUCAAUCAUUCCCACCAAGGUUAAACAAGGGUGGACCUGGGGCUGAGAAGUGUGUUUCAAGCCCUGGUGUUGCGCUCCUCCAGUACAGUUUAUGCACUUUAGAUAUUUUCAUGUCCACAUCUUCACGCAGUGCCGGAAGACAGGCGGAAGGGGAAAUUGAUUGUAUUGCAGUGUGCCUGACUGCACAGCUCCAAUGUCUGUCCCCUCUCUCCUUGCCUUAAUUAAAGCUACUGUAAAAAAGUGGCCACCAUGGAUUCUACGUUUGAGACACUAAAUCAUCAGUUGCAAAGAAUAUGAACUUUAAAAAAAAUAAUAAACUUUUUUAAAUGUUCAUUUUAAACCUGUUUCCAAAAUAGUAUCUUAGUAGGUAAAUGUUUUUGUGUGAAAACACACUAGGAAUGAUAUUAUUUUUUUGGUCUGUUACUUUCUGCGCUAUCUUUAUGCAUCAUGUACAAUUUCCAGGGAUGUAUUGUUUUUAUUGUGGGUGUGAAGUAGGUGGAAUUCCUGUCUGUUUGAGAGCAAUGGGGUGGGUGGUCCCAUUAUAGAAAUCGAUUUUGUGGCGAUUUUAAAGGCUUAGUUUGGUGACGCCUACAGGCCGUCUCCUCAUUCUUAUGGGUAAUGUAACACUUGCUAUAAGUGUCCUAUUAUGCCAUAGUCUUUUAUGGAUGAAGCUUGUCACAAACAUUUCAAGCUUUUGGGCCCUCCUGUUUGGAGAGGGAUUGACCCAAGUAGUGAAUCAUUGGCGGCCUAAGAUUUGGUCCUUGUGUUGCAAACAAAUAUAUCUUAAUUGAAACGCCUGUUGUUCGCUUGGAUGACAAUCUGGUCAGUGUUGUAUUGAAGUAGUUGAUUUUAAUGUUGAGUAAGUUAUUGAAGCAAACUGUCUGACUUCCUUUCACUCUCUCUUUUCCCUCUUUUUUUAGCGAAGCAUUCCCUCUCGUUAGACUAUUUUACUAUUUCUUAUAUGGUUGUAGUUUCCAUGAAACAAUCUCUCAUACUGCAUGUUAUGGCCAAAUCGACGCCGCACAAAGUUAGUUGGGGCCCUACUACGUAAACAGUGCUGCUGCAAAGUAAUUUUCUUCUGUCCAUGGGUCAGUUCAAAUGGGACGGGCUUAGUCUUUAAUAUCUGUUACCGGUGCCAUACAUGUAAUGACCCUGGUGGUGAUUUGUUUUUUUGUUGUUUUACAGCUAGAUGCAUGAGAAGAGCAGAUAUGGAAUUCUGUGUUAUAUACCUAGAUUUGUGACUAGCACAAAUCCCCAUUCCUUCACUUCCUCUUUUCUGCUCUUUCGUGAGGCUUAAUGUCAGCACCAUUUCCUGAAUUGUCUAGAAUGUCAGUGGGGAAGGGUAGAUCCUCUGCUAACAGAGAUAUGCUAAAAGAGUCACCUCUUUCUCACACACUUUGGGUCGACUGUAGGGUUCGGUCAGACUUGAGUCUGAAAACUAAGCAAAGAAUGUUAACUAUUUUAACAGGUUUUGAAUAUAGAUGCAGUACAAUAAAGCGGGUAUGUGGUUUAUUCAUUACUACACUUCUACGUUACUACAUAUUACUCAUUGUGAUACUGGAAUCGGCUGGAUACUGAACAUUAUUUAGAAAGGCUAUUUUAUAUAUACAUCAGGUUUUGGAUGCAGAAUGAAACUUGAGUCGUAGAUGCCAAUGUCACGGUGGGGACGGGGCCAUGAACUGUCUCAAAUGUGUAGCAUCUCAAUACGACCAAAUGCAUCCUAAAUGUUUUUCCAUUUCACUGUGAAAUCAUGGCUGAUGUGUGGGACAGUAUAACUGGCUCUUGUGCCUUAAACCUGGGAUUGAGGGAACAUGCCCCUUCCACAUAGAAACUUUUGAAUAGUCUGUGCAAUAUGCCUUAAACUUUAAAUGUGUUUUGUACAAGCAUUUCAGAGAAUAAAACCUUUUUCAUA
Messenger RNA from Oncorhynchus masou masou (cherry salmon), 4325 nucleotides. Its product is annotated as homeobox protein SIX5-like. Gene Ontology annotation, biological process: negative regulation of transcription by RNA polymerase II. NCBI's taxonomy places the organism in Eukaryota, Metazoa, Chordata, Actinopteri, Salmoniformes, Salmonidae. Gene Ontology annotation, molecular function: DNA-binding transcription repressor activity, RNA polymerase II-specific; RNA polymerase II cis-regulatory region sequence-specific DNA binding. The record is from RefSeq and is a predicted model, not a curated record. The transcript has 3 exons. Bases 290 to 1735 code for a protein of 481 amino acids.